Molecule: messenger RNA, 2012 nt
Organism: Nelumbo nucifera (sacred lotus)
Lineage: Eukaryota; Viridiplantae; Streptophyta; Magnoliopsida; Proteales; Nelumbonaceae
Source: RefSeq, a predicted model, not a curated record
AUGGCGGAAGCUCCACAAGGCCUUCGAAUUCUUCUACACCAACAUCAGAAAGAGCGAGUACCUGUUUACAUUUCCAGCCAUGCUGAGAGGGACCAAGUUCUUGAAAUAUUCAGAAGUGCAAUACUGCAACCUGGACCACCUGCAAAUUUUGCUCUCCAAACAGUGCAAGAUGCUAUAAAAACUCAGAGGCAAACAGUGUUAGUCCAAGAAGAGAAUCAAUCAUUGGAAAAUGCGAUUCGAACUCUACUUCAAGAACUGGUGUCUUCUGCAGUUCAGUCAGGGGAACGAAUAAUGCAGUAUGGGCAGUCAAUGGAUAUGGAGGAGACCCAGGGUCACAUACCAAGGCUUCUUGACAUUGUGUUGUAUCUUUGUGAGAGAGGCCAUGUUGAAGGUGGUAUGAUAUUCCAGCUGUUAGAAGAUUUGACAGAGAUGUCAACAAUGAGAGAUUGCAAAGAAGUAUUUGGUUAUAUAGAGAGUAAACAAGACAUCUUGGGGAAGCAAGAGCUAUUCGGGCGGGGGAAGCUUGUGAUGCUGAGGACAUGCAAUCAGCUUCUUCGUCGUCUUUCAAAGGCAAAUGAUGUGGUGUUUUGUGGACGAAUUCUUAUGUUUUUGGCUCAUUUCUUCCCAUUGUCAGAACGUUCAGCUGUUAAUAUAAAGGGAGUUUUUAAUACUUCCAAUGAAACCAGAUAUGAAAAGGAUGCUCCUGAUGGCACUUCCGUUGAUUUCAAUUUCUACACGAUCUUUUGGAGUUUACAGGAGCAUUUUUGUAACCCAGCUGCCACAACUCUAGCUCCUACUAAGUGGCAGAAAUUUGUGUCCAACUUAAUGGUUGUAUUGGAUACAUUUGAGGCUCAGCCUUUGAGUGAUGAUGAUGGAAACACAAACAAUCUUGAAGAACAAGAAGCAUCAACUUUCAGCAUAAAGUAUCUUACAAGCAGUAAAUUGAUGGGUUUAGAGUUGAAAGAUCCAAGUUUCCGAUGCCACAUUCUCCUUCAGUGCCUCAUAUUAUUUGACUACUUAAAGGCCCCUGGGAAAAAUGAUAAGGGUGUGCCAUCUGAAAGCAUGAAAGAGGAGAUCAAGUCUUAUGAGGAGUGUGUUAAGAAGCUUCUUGAAUCGAUUCCUCCUAAAGGGAAGGAGUUUCUACACUGCAUUGAACAUAUAUUAGAACGAGAAAAGAAUUGGGUUUGGUGGAAACGUGAUGGUUGUCCCCCAUUUGAAAAGCAACCAGCAGAAAAGAAAAUGGGCCAAGAUGGAUUGAGAAAACGUAGGCCACGGUGGAGGCUGGGAAAUAAAGAACUCCAUCACUUGUGGAAGUGGGCAGAAGCGAACCCAGAUGCUCUGACUGAUUCUCAACGUGUUCGGAUCCCAUCAGUUAUGGAAUAUUGGAAAGCUUUGGCUGAAGAUAUGGAUAUAUCUGCUGGUAUUGAAGCUGAAUAUCACCACAAAAACAACCGGGUCUAUUGCUGGAAAGGCCUCCGUUUUUCUGCUCGACAAGACCUUGAAGGAUUUUCCCGAUUUACUGAAUAUGGCAUUGAAGGGGUUGUGCCCCCAGAACUUUUUCCACUGGAAGUUCGCUCUAAGUAUCACACAAAACCUAAUGAAAGGUCUAAAAAAGCUAAAAAGGAAGAAGAGAUGAAGGGUACUGCUCAACAAGUGGAAGAUAAUCAGAUCACAACCCCUGCAACUGAUAUUGAUGGUGGAGUUGGAACUGAAUUUGAGGACGCAGCAGCAGUGCCAAUGGAAACUGAUGCGACUGUUAUUAGUAUCCCUAACAGCGGAGUGGCGACACCGGAUGAGAAUCAGAAGCAGAGCCCUGACACAGAUGUAGUUCCAGAGGCAGGGCAUUUAGAAAUAGAAGUGGAAGCAGAGGCUGAGACAGGGAUUGUAGAUGGAGAGACUGAUGCAGAGGCUGAUUGACAUGUUUUUUCUUAUUCUCUGUUCCUUCUAUUUGGGCUUUACCUUAUUCCGACGAUUGACUUGUUUUACUUUCAUCAUCUAAUGGAACACUAGAA